AUGAUUCCGGAUGUUAGGCAGAGGGUUGGUGUAACUUGGUACAGUGAGGAGAAGUUGCUCGUCAUUCUAGAUUACACAAAAGAUUUCGCUGCGAUCCAUCGCGAGUCGAAUAGGGGUUUAUUGACCGUGAAGUUUCCUCACAAGAAGUGGUUAAAGAUUCGGACAGAACUAGGUGGAGGGCAUGGAUCAUAUACUCUUUACAUGAGUGUGGGCGGCGUUGUACUUACUAAGUUUAGGAGGCGCGUGGGGCUGCCGAUUGGGCUGAAUUUUAUACCUCAAAACUUGUCAAACAAAGACACAACUAAUGAUAUAGGCGGUGUUUCAAACGAAGUCCAAAAUCUCCGAAAACAGAGAACAAUAGUGGCUUCACCGGUGAUGGCAGUUGAGGGAGGGAAAAAUGAGCGUAUGCCUGGAAACCAGUACAACGGUAACUCCUCCCAUAACUCAGGUCGUGUAGGACGGCUCCUAAAAGUAAGAGAGCAAAGGAGAAGCAACAGGUCUGCCUAUUCAAAUGAAGUAACUGAUAACCAUAGAGGAACUGAACCAAUUGAAUAUGAUUUUCGCGCACGGGAAGGUGACGGAUUAAACAAUUCCCUUAUCGAACAAUACUUGGAAGGGGCUAUCGCGGAGGGAUGUGAAAAGCCGGAUGUCAGGCCUUUAAGGCAAAGGCUACUGGUGGUAGCUAACAGACUGCCUGUAUCUGCAAUUAGAAGAGGUGAAGACUCAUGGUCUUUGGAGAUGAGUGGCGGGGGCCUAGUCACUGCUCUUCUAGGUGUGAAGGAGUUUGAGGCGAGAUGGAUUGGCUGGGCUGGGGUUAACGUGCCAGAUGAAGUUGGCCAGAAGGCGCUCACUAAAGCUUUGGCUGAAAAGAGGUGCAUUCCAGUAUUCCUUGACGAAGAGAUUGUUCAUCAAUAUUAUAAUGGCUACUGCAACAAUAUAUUGUGGCCUCUCUUUCAUUACCUUGGGCUUCCACAAGAAGACCGGCUUGCCACAACCAGAAGUUUCCAGUCUCAGUUUGCUGCAUAUAAGAAGGCAAAUCAAAUGUUUGCUGAUGUAGUGAAUCAGCACUAUGAGGAGGGUGAUGUUGUGUGGUGCCAUGAUUACCAUUUGAUGUUCCUCCCAAAAUGCCUAAAGGAAUACAACAGUGAUAUGAAAGUUGGUUGGUUUCUCCAUACACCCUUUCCUUCUUCUGAAAUCCAUCGGACACUGCCAUCUCGAUCUGACCUAUUACGUUCCGUUCUUGCUGCUGAUUUAGUUGGAUUUCACACUUAUGACUAUGCAAGACAUUUUGUUAGUGCUUGUACACGUAUUCUUGGGCUAGAGGGCACGCCUGAAGGCGUUGAGGAUCAAGGGAGGCUGACAAGAGUUGCUGCGUUUCCCAUUGGGAUAGACUCAGAUAAGUUCAUAAGAGCUCUUGAACUCCCUCAAGUCCAGGACCACAUCAAAGAACUGAAGGAAAGAUUUGCUGGCCGAAAGGUGAUGCUAGGUGUUGACCGCCUUGAUAUGAUUAAAGGAAUUCCACAGAAGAUUCUUGCAUUUGAAAAAUUUCUUGAGGAAAAUACUAUCUGGCGUGAUAAAGUUGUUUUGCUGCAAAUUGCGGUGCCAACAAGAACAGAUGUUCCUGAGUCAAAUGAAACAAAAGGUAUGGGCAUUGGAGAUCAUUGUAAAUUCAGCCUAAGGUCUCUAUGGGAACCCUCACCUCAUGGCUCAAAACUAAAGCUUAGCUCGAGCCUUAAGUUGGCACACAAAAAAGAAAAUGAGGAUGUGAGUAUGAAGCUGGAUCAUGCCACAGAUACUCUAGAUCAAAAACUCACAAGCCAGGUUCAUGAAAUUGUUGGACGCAUUAAUGGCAGAUUUGGAACAUUAACUGCUGUUCCAAUACAUCACCUGAUCUCUGUUUCAGAAGAAAAGGAAGAGCCAAAUGACCUCUGGCCUUAUAUCGAAAGGCAAAUCCUGGCAUACAAAGCUGUAGCCAAACGCAAUUGGAUGUUUGAACAUUCUAUGGUACCAGAUGGUGUCAGAAUUACAGCAGUAACUAGUCAAUUCACGAAGUUAGAAGAUUUGAAAUCUGUAAAUGUAUUGAUAUCAGACUAUGUUGCUCUUGUAACUUCUUUGAGGGAUGGAAUGAAUCUUGUCAGUUAUGAGUUUGUAGCAUGCCAAGAUUCGAAGAAGGGUGUGCUCAUUCUUAGUGAGUUUGCAGGUGCAGCUCAAUCUCUAGGUGCUGGAGCAAUCCUUGUGAACCCUUGGAACAUCACUGAAGUUGCUGAUUCAAUACGCCAAGCUCUAACUAUGUCACCUGAAGAAAGCGAGAAGCGACAUCGGCACAACUUUGCUCAUGUGACAACCCACACUGCUCAAGAAUGGGCUGAAACUUUUGUGAGUGAACUAAAUGAUACAGUUAUCGAGGCACAACUAAGGACCAGGCAAGUGCCACCUGCACUUCCAGAAGAAGAUGCAAUUAGACGUUAUUUGCAGUCUAAUAACCGGUUGCUCAUACUGGGAUUCAAUGCAACAUUGACUGAGCCAGUGGACACUCCUGGGAGUAGAGCUGAUCAAAUUAAAGAAAUGGAACUUAAAUUGCACCCAGAGUUAAAAGCAGCACUUACAGCACUUUGCAGGGAUCGAAAGACAACCAUUGUUGUUCUCAGUGGGAUGUCCUCUGUUCCUCAGAACUUUGCAGAGUAUGACAUGUGGUUGGCAGCAGAACAUGGAAUGUUUUUGCGACUUACAAAUGGAGAAUGGAUGACAACAAUGCCAGAACACAUAAAUAUGGAAUGGGUUGACAGUGUGAAGCAUGUUUUUGAGUACUUCACAGAGCGUACACCCCGAUCCCAUUUUGAACCCCGUGAGACAUCACUUGUAUGGAAUUACAAGUAUGCAGAUGUUGAAUUUGGAAGGCUUCAAGCAAGGGAUAUGUUGCAGCACCUCUGGACAGGCCCAAUUUCAAAUGCUUCUGUUGAUGUGUUCCAAGGGAGUCGAUCAGUUGAGGUUCGAGCAGUUGGUGUUACAAAGGGUGCUGCUAUUGAUCGUAUACUGGGAGAGAUUGUCCAUAGUAAAUCCAUGACAACACCAAUUGAUUAUGUCCUAUGCAUUGGCCAUUUUCUGGGAAAGGUAAUUUCAGCUACUUUAAGCUCACUUGCAAUAUUAACCACAAUCUUGGGGAGACCAAAAUCUCAAUCUAAUGUUGGUUCUGAAGACUUGGUUCAUGUACUUGUAUUUUUGCACUAUGAUUUGGCUUUAAUGGACUUCUAUUUUGAUGAAGAUGUGUACACCUUCUUUGAGCCAGAGCUCCCUUGCGAUGGCUCAGGUGUUGCAAGAACUAAGCAAAAUGAUGGACUAAAAUUACCUAGUGAAAGACGACCUUCUAUGAAGCUUCCAGCCAGUAGAAGCGGGCCUAAAUCAUCUCAAGGCAAGGCACAACGUCCGUUGCUAAAUCCUGAGAAGAGAAUUCCUAACCACAGCUGUGGGAGUGGGCAACGGCCAUCAGCAGAAAAGAUUUCAUGGAGCGUGCUUGAUCUCAAGGGAGAUAAUUACUUCUCCUGUGCUGUUGGUCGAACUCGCACAAAUGCUCGCUAUCUACUUGGAUCGUCAGAUGAUGUUGUGUCCUUCCUAACCAAACUAGCCAAAGCAUCUACGCAAGACAUAAAGCGCUGA
Messenger RNA from Dovyalis caffra, 3654 nucleotides. The record is from the annotation of a GenBank genome assembly. NCBI's taxonomy places the organism in Eukaryota, Viridiplantae, Streptophyta, Magnoliopsida, Malpighiales, Salicaceae.